Molecule: messenger RNA, 2742 nt
Organism: Metarhizium album ARSEF 1941
Lineage: Eukaryota; Fungi; Ascomycota; Sordariomycetes; Hypocreales; Clavicipitaceae
Exons: 2
Coding region: 1-2742 (913 amino acids)
Source: RefSeq, a predicted model, not a curated record
AUGGCGCAGACGCCUGUUGUACCGCCUCGCCCCAGUAGAUCUUCGGGCAAAGAAGCUCCUACUCACCUCAUGCCUCCGGUGCCUCCUCGUCCCGUCAACAAGCGCCUCGAUCGACCCAUUUCGCCCGGCGGCCAUCGCUUUGCACAGUCUCCGCUCACAGCCGGCAUCCCCUCCGUACCUGUUGAUGAUCGAUUCGGCAAGCACUAUGCGCAAAAGGAGCACGCCCAGGACCCCGUUGAGCGGGCUAACAGUGUCGACAUGCCCUCUGUUGGGGAAGAGGGCAUGGAGUAUAGUGCUGUGGCCGCCGAGUUGCAAGAGGAGGAGACUCGACCCCAUCCUCCCGAACAGACUCGACCCCAUCCUCCCGAACAGACUCGAUCUGUAGCCGAGGGCCUGCACCUUCACGCGCCCAAGCCGUCUCUUCCUGCCCAGAGCGCCAAGAAGCAGGUCAUGGCUGUUACGCGUACCGACUCAGACAAGGCCGCUUCCUUUGGAAUUGGCCAGCCUAGCAACAGCGAAGACAGGGCCGUUUCUCGUGGCUCCACGAGAAAGCGUCCUGAGAGUAGCAUCUCGGCUUACAGCGACCUUGGUAAUCACACGGACGACGAGCACGGAAUUCCCGAAAUCGGCCAACGCGUCCCUAUGAACAAGCACCUCGGAGACGUGCAAGCCCCGUCACCGGGUCCUGAAAACUCCAAGAAGCACCACAGCCGAAGGCUAAGCGGCCGUGGCUUGCCUCCCGGCAGUUAUGGUCUCCAUGGCCAUGGAGUUGUGCCUCAGGACAAGCUGGAACAGGCUUAUUAUCAGAAACAUCCUGAGGCACUUGAACGAGAGCAGCACACUCCUCGACACGAACGCCACAACGAUUUUGCAAUGAGCAGUUCUGAUUUGAAUAGACUUGUCAGAGAUACGGCCAAUCAUCAUGCGAAGACCGCCUUGGCCGAGCUUCGUGGCACUCCUACUGAUGAUUGUGCUUUUGAGGCCAGCGAGAAGUAUGCCUCCCGCAUGUCGUCUUCUCGACCUACAUCCGCGGUUUUGGGAGAAGGUCGUGAGUCCAGCUCUUCCUCCCAGCAUGCAACAGCCGCGGAGGACAAUGCCAUCCAUGUCGAUGACGGCAAGAACCCUGAAUUCUAUUCUUAUGGAGGGGGCAAGGUGGAUGAAGAAGCUGAAGACUACACUGCUCCCAUUCUGGCUUCGGAUGAACUGAAGAAGGAUCCCAGCCGUCGUGUACACCAACCUGCCAUUCGUCCGCAUUUGGAACGCCAUGGUAGCUCGCUCGAUGGAGAAGAUCCCCCAAGCCGUCCCCCAAGCCGUCCUCGGGUGCAACGCUAUCAAUCUCAGCAACAGGAGGUCAAACAUACUCCUCUGGAAGAUGUGGAAGAAUACGAUCCCCUCUUCCCGGAAGACGCGAAGGGAGAGACGGCGACCGACAAGCAGGAACUGGCUGAUGAGAAUUGUGAUCGCCGACACUUCCCAAGCAAGGACAUCUGGGAAGAUGCCCCGAAUAGCGUGCACUACACUACUGAAGUGUCAACGCCCGACGUGACCGGGCCAGAGAGACGACGCUCAUCCGCGCAGCUUGGUGAUCGGCCUAUCACGCCAGCGCAAGCCUUCGCUCAGUAUCAAGAAGAGCUGGCGGAGAAGGAAGCCAAUCAGCGUGGCAAUAACUUCUUGCCAUUGCAGGAUCCGAGACCGAGCUGGGUCUCCCAUCAGCCUCACUUGCACACUGAGGCGCGUCCAAGCUCUGGCUUGAGUAGGCGUUUUCCCAGUAGAGACAUUUGGGAGGAUGCCCCCGACAGCCACAUUCACGAAGCCGAGGUUUCUGCCUCGCCAGUUGAGCAAACCAAGCCGGAUAUCCCAGCUGAAACAGCAAAGGAGGCUGAAAUUUCCCCCGAGCGACCUGUAGUUCCCGAGCGACCCAAGGGAAGGCAGAACAGCGCAGAUGAUGCCGUGAAAGCCCGCCCCCCUGUUUCAGACAAGCCUAAGCCUUCUGUUCCUCCUCGAGCAAAUAAGAGCUCGCCUGGGGAGUCCAAGGAUGGUACUGCAUCAAAGCCCAAGCCACCGGUUCCCAGCCGACCUGCCGGUAGCAAGAUUGCGCUUUUGCAAACAGGAUUCAUGAGUGACCUGAACAAACGACUCCAGCUGGGACCACAGGGUGUCAAGAAAGGAGAACCCAAAGAAGAGGAAGCAGUCGACGAUAAGGAAAAGGUGCCUUUGUCAGAUGCACGAAAGGGCCGUGCACGUGGCCCUCAGCGUCGUGCGCCUGCCAAGAGCACAACUGCAGAAACGUCAUCAGAGAUGAAGCCCGCAGCUCCUGUGCUCUCAUUUUCCACGACUCAGACGGUGUGGUCUAUCGAUCCUGAGCACGGGGAGUGUUCGUUCGGCGGCGAGGAAGGCGGGCCUAUCAAGGAGGACACAAAAUCAGAGGCGCUGUCACCUGUUCUGAAGCCAGCCGAGACAUCUACAGUGGAACCAGAUCGUACGAAGGAAGCCUCUGAGCAGUCGGAGCCUACACAGGAGAUUGCUGACUCAGAACGCAUAUCCAAGAUCGAGGAGCCGGAGAUACCGAAUGACGAACGCUCGGAUUUAGAAGGAGACGUAGAACAACGUACAACAGAAGAAAGAAAGAGAGAUCUCACUCUGGCGGCAAAUACUGCUGGUGAGAGUAUUCUCGAAGUCGCGGUUAAGAACGACCAUGAUCAGGUUGAACCUGUAGAGGUCCACGAUGAUGUCCAGUCUUAG